CCCUUCUCAUAGACAAACAGUAAGCAAAAUGGAUACUUUCAAACCAGCAGAGCUUAAACGGGACCCAAGGCUCGUACUACCAAAGAUGCAUGGUCUCCAAAAUCUGCUUCUUAUACAAGACAUCGCCGCAGAAGAGGAGUAUAUAGUGCCUUAAUGGACCGAGAUGAAGAAAAGUUGACCAACUCCUGGAGGAAAUUAAUCUGUUUUAAGACAAAAGAAAGUAUUUUCUGUUGUGGUGUGCAGAUAAAGCUAGUUUAAACAUCAAUUUUCUUUUUUGUCUCGAGUCCUGCUGUUUUAUGGAGAACCCACUUUAUUGUAAACAUCAUUAUUACACACUUUUCUUUCUUUCUUUCUUUUGCUUUCUUGUUUUGUCUUUUCUUUUCUUAGAUAAACUUUCAAAACUUACAGAACAAUGCUACAAACAGAAUGAUUAAUUAUAUUUUGUUUUAAAUGAAUGAAUGAAUAAGUAGAAUAAUAUAUGAAAACAAAGACGAACAAAAAUUUUGUAGUUUUCUUAUUUUGUAUACUUUGCAUACAUUAUGGACGCAUGACCUCCGUUGACCAAUCAUUUUGAAGGUAAACAAAUGAGCUGCUGCUGCGCGCGUGUUGGGUCGGUCAGUAGCGAGCAGAGCAGAGCAGAGCGAGGGCGUCAAUGAAUGACCCUUUCUAGCGAAAUAUGCAGUCUGAACGGCAAGCACUGGAUGUGCAUCUGGUAUUUUGGACCUAUGGAACAUCAUCCUAAACUCAUAUUGUUCUUAUACUCCUGAGAGAAAUGGGGAACGGAAUGUCAGAGCAACCCAACUUUCUAUCCAGUCUUCCGUUCUGUAAUUCUCUUCACAUCGCUAUUCUCGGUCUGGACUUUGCAGGCAAAACGACGGUCCUGUACCGUCUGCAGUUCAAUGAGUUUGUCAACACUGUCCCCACCAAAGGUUUCAAUGCAGAGAAAGUCAGAGUAACUGUUGGGGACUCACAAACAGUGACGUUUCACUUUUGGGACGUUGGCGGCCAGGAGAAACUGCGCCCUCUUUGGAAGUCCUACACACGUGGAACAGAUGGCAUCAUGUUUGUUGUGGACUCUUCGGAUGCGGAGAGAAUGGAAGAGGCGAAGACGGAGCUUUACAAAAUCGCCCGAUCCUCUGAAAAUCAAGGAGUGCCUGUGUUGGUUAUUGCUAACAAGCAGGACUUGAGACAGGCUCUGUCACUGUCACAGAUAGAGACCAUGCUGGCUCUCAAUGAACUGGGACCCUCUACGCCGUGGCACCUGCAGUCCACCUGCGCCAUCAUUGGUGACGGACUCAAAGAGGGACUCGAAAGACUUCAUGACAUGAUCCUAAAACGAAGAAAGAUGCUCAAACAACAAAAAAAGAAAAAGUAGUAAUGUAUUCUAUAAAAGGGGGGGAAAAGGACAAUACAAGUUGAUAGGACAAUACAAGUUGAUAGUUGCAAACUGUCAUUUUUAUGUGCCCAGAGUUGGUUAGAACUGAAAAGUUGUUUACUUUCUUGUUUACUACUCUAGUUGUUUACUAUCUGUCAUAGACCUAGAAAUAAUAUAAACCUAAUAUAAAGAUUUUUUUAUUACCCUGAAAGGUGAUUUGUGUUGAAGGUUUUGUUUAAAUUUUUUAUUUGCAAUAAAAGGGCUUUCUGUGUGUAUUCUAAAAGGGCCAUAUGUAAUAUUUUAUCACGUAUACAGUACGUCUGCCAAAUCUUGUGUCAUUUUAGGGUCAGGUAUUAAGGUGUGAAAGGAAUAUCUCACCCAGCAAUGAAAACCUGGUAAUGAAAACCUAUUUCAAUUAUUUUAUGUUCAUGUUGUUCCCUGAAUAAUGACUUGAAUUUCAUUCGGUUUUUUGCAAAAAACUAUAGGGAUGCACAAUAUCAGUAUCAUAUCAGUUAACGUUCAAGAUUUUUAUUGGAUAUUUAAUUUUUGCAUGCUCUUUAUUUUACAUUUAGAUUAUAUUUGAAGUCAUCUAAUGCUUACUUCAAGUUAAUCUUUAAAAACACUAAAAAUUUAAUAACACUGUUAAAUGUAAACUUCAGCAAAUCAAUUGGAAUAUACAUUUUUAAUGCUGUACAUUAUAAUGUUGUGGUGCAUAAAUGUAUUGAUUUUAUUUAUUUAUUUAUUUUUUUUAAUUAAAUAUUUUGGUAAAGAUUUGUAAUAUAGAUUUAGCGAUAAUUGUCCAUAAUAUUAAAAUAAUUAUUAGCUAAUUUAGCUAUAAAAUAAUGUUAAAAUAAUUAUUAGCUUAUUAGUAUUAGUAUUUUAAUAUUGGUGGGUUGCUAAUUAUAUGCCAUUAGAAAAUGUAUAAUGUACAGCAAAAGUUAUAUGGAUUGCUUUUUGAUAUCUUUAUGGUGCCUUUGUGACACUUUUGGAGGAUUAAUGAUUCAAUCCAUAUUCAUUAUAAUUGUUAAGUCUUUUGUGUUUCACAGAAGCAAGUCACACAGGUUAGUGAGUAAAUGACAAUUUUUUUAUUUUUGGUUGAACUAUCCCUUUAACACAUUCCUUUAAAAAAACAGUGAUUGGAGCCUUGUACCGCCACAUUCUUCUUUGGUAAGGUGAGAAUAAAAAGCAAAUGCAUACAUUACAAAACCUUAGGCCCCUCUGUCUGUUAUCAGAUUAGAAAUGACCCUUCACCUAUGAUGCAUUCACUUUUGCAGCCAUCAGGAACACUGAAGAGCUCAACUGGAAGGGGAUUUGUAGGAUUUAUCUGCUGUGUAUCACAUGCUCCUCUAAAUUCCAGUCCUGCCUCGUAAAUCCAGAGUGACUGGGACUCUUCCCUCCCCGUUCCAUUAAUGUCAGUAAUGCUGAGCUGGGAUGGUGACAGACUGGAAAAAAUCUGCUGUGCAGUUCCCAUUCCCACACUUUCGCUAGACUGAUACUGAACUACAAGUCAGUAUCACACCUGCAGGCUUUGGAAACCUGUUGGUUCACUGUCUUUUUAUCUCACAAUCCUGACUUUUUUCCCUCACAAUUCUGACCUUUUUCUAGAAUUUUGAGGUUUCAUCUUGCAAUUCUCACUUUUUCUGUUUUUUUCUGGGGUUUUUUUUUUUUUUUUUA
Molecule: messenger RNA, 3049 nt
Organism: Cyprinus carpio (common carp)
Lineage: Eukaryota; Metazoa; Chordata; Actinopteri; Cypriniformes; Cyprinidae
Product: ADP-ribosylation factor-like protein 4A
Biological process (GO): intracellular protein transport; vesicle-mediated transport
Cellular component (GO): cytoplasm
Molecular function (GO): GTP binding; GTPase activity
Source: RefSeq, a predicted model, not a curated record